Emiliania huxleyi CCMP1516 is the source of this 336-nucleotide messenger RNA. RefSeq lists its product as hypothetical. Lineage: Eukaryota; Haptophyta; Isochrysidales; Noelaerhabdaceae. The transcript has 2 exons. The coding region runs from base 1 to 336 and encodes 111 amino acids. The record is from RefSeq and is a predicted model, not a curated record.
AUGUCCUCCGCCGUGGCGCAGGCGCUGCCGCCGUCGAUUCUCGCGCUCUUCGCGCCUCGCCCGCCGCCCCCAUUCAAGCCGGCGCCUGAGAAGCGCAAGAUGCCGCGCUACGGCACGGUCGCGCACCUCGUCUCCGAGUUCGAGGAGCCGUCCGCGACGCCAGCGCCAAAGCCGGCCGCUGUGGUAGAGUCGAAGGAGGCGCGCCGCGCGCGCAAGGCCGAGAAGCGCAAGGCCAAGGGCGAGGCCGAUCUCGAGGCGAAGGUCGAGGCGUACGACCCGAACGAGGACAGCAAAAUCAAGGGCGACCCCUACAAGACGCUCUUCUGCUCCGACUAG